Cavia porcellus (domestic guinea pig) is the source of this 2282-nucleotide messenger RNA. RefSeq names its product UDP-N-acetylglucosamine pyrophosphorylase 1 (gene Uap1). The coding region runs from base 238 to 1806 and encodes 522 amino acids. The record is from RefSeq and is a predicted model, not a curated record. The transcript has 11 exons. Gene Ontology annotation, molecular function: UDP-N-acetylglucosamine diphosphorylase activity. Lineage: Eukaryota; Metazoa; Chordata; Mammalia; Rodentia; Caviidae. Gene Ontology annotation, biological process: UDP-N-acetylglucosamine biosynthetic process.
GGCGAGAGGGGCGGGGAGGCCGGGGCUGGCGCUGCCCUCGGCUCCCGCUGCCGGCCCGCCCCGCCGCCCCGGCCCUCCGGAUGAGGGUAUAUAUUACGGGCGGGCUCGGGACGCCGAUGAGUGGCCUAGACCGGGGACCCGGAGCCGGGAGGAGCCGCAAUCGCAGUCACGCUGAGGGAGGUUCACAGGUGCAGAAAUCACACUCCUGCUUUCACACAGCUUGGCUGCCAGAACACUAUGAAUGUUAAUGACCUCAGACACAGAUUGUCCAAAGCUGGGCAAGAACACCUGCUGCAGUUCUGGAAUGAACUGGAAGAAACCCACCAAGUGGAACUUUAUGCAGAGCUCCAGGCCAUGAACUUUGAGGAGCUGAAUUUCUUUUUCCAAAAGGCUAUUGAAGGAUUUAACCAGUCUUCUCACCAAGAGAAAAUAGAUGCACGGAUGAAACCUAUCCCUCGAGAGGUGUUGGGCAGUGCUACUAGGGACCAAGAUCAGCUCCAGGCCUGGGAAAGUGAAGGACUUUUCCAGAUUUCUCAGAACAAAGUAGCAGUUCUCCUUCUAGCUGGUGGGCAGGGGACAAGACUUGGAGUUGCAUAUCCCAAGGGGAUGUAUGAUGUUGGUUUACCAUCCCAUAAGACACUUUUUCAGAUUCAAGCAGAGCGUAUCCUGAAGCUACAACUGUUAGCUGAAAAAUACUAUGGCAACAAAUGCAUCAUUCCAUGGUAUAUAAUGACCAGUGGCAGAACAAUGGAAGCAACAAAGGAGUUCUUCACAAAGCACAAGUACUUUGGUUUAAAAAAGGAGAAUAUAAUCUUUUUUCAGCAGGGAAUGCUGCCUGCUAUGAGUUUUGAUGGGAAAAUUAUUUUGGAAGAGAAGAACAAAGUGUCUAUGGCCCCAGAUGGAAAUGGGGGUCUUUAUCGGGCUCUUGCAGCCCAGAAUAUUGUGGAGGAUAUGGAACAAAGAGGCAUUUGGUGUAUUCAUGUUUAUUGUGUGGACAAUAUAUUGGUAAAAGUGGCAGAUCCACGGUUCAUUGGAUUUUGCAUUCAAAAAGGAGCAGACUGUGGAGCAAAGGUGGUAGAAAAGACGAACCCUACAGAACCAGUUGGAGUGGUUUGCCGCGUGGAUGGAGUAUACCAGGUGGUAGAAUAUAGUGAAAUUUCCCUGGCAACAGCUCAGAAACGAAGCUCAGAUGGACGACUGCUGUUCAAUGCUGGAAACAUUGCCAAUCACUUCUUCACUAUACCGUUCCUGAGAGAUGUUGUCAAUGUUUAUGAACCUCAGCUGCAGCACCAUGUGGCUCAAAAGAAGAUUCCGUAUGUGGAUUCCCGGGGGGAAUUAAUUAAGCCAGACAAGCCAAAUGGAAUAAAGAUGGAAAAAUUUGUCUUUGACAUCUUCCAGUUUGCAAAGAAGUUUGUGGUGUAUGAAGUGUUAAGGGAGGACGAGUUCUCCCCGCUGAAGAACGCUGACAGUCAGAAUGGGAAGGACAACCCUACGACUGCAAGGCACGCUUUGAUGUCCCUGCACCAUUGCUGGGUGCUCAAUGCUGGGGGCCACUUCAUAGAUGAAAAUGGUUCCCGCCUUCCAGCGAUUCCCCGCAGUGCUACAAAUGGAAAGUCAGAGACCACCCCAGCUGAUGUCAAUCACAACUUAAAGGAUGCCAAUGAUGUACCAAUCCAGUGUGAAAUCUCUCCUCUUAUUUCCUAUGCUGGAGAAGGCCUAGAAAGUUUCGUGGCAGAUAAAGAAUUCCAUGCACCUUUAAUCAUUGAUGAGAAUGGAGUCCAUGAGCUGGUGAAAAAUGGAAUAUGAGUCAUUUACCAAGUUCUGCUGCAACGGAGGAUAGCUUUUUAUUUUUAAUAGACCAACUGUGAACCUACAGGGCCCCUUCUGGAAGACUGAAGUUUGAACAUCCACAAGAUUCAUUUUUCUUGUUGAAUUCUUACAGCUAUUGCAGACUUCCUAAAAAUCCAGAUGGCUGAACUUCUGAUAGCAUUUUUAUGAUUCUCAAUUCAUUGAAGGUUUAUUUAUAUUUUUCAAUUGUCUGAUUUAUUUCUAAGCCUAGGAAAACAUUGGCCAUCUAGGAAAUUUCUUAUAGUUUAAGUAUAGUCAGGAUGUUUAACAUCACUUUACUUGGAACUGGAAGCUUUUGUUUUUGAAAUUGUACAUAGUAAUAAUAUGUCAUGUACAUUUCAGAAGGUUCCUAUGGUACUAAAAGUUUGUUUUAUUUUAUCAAGCAUUAAACUUUUUUAAGAAAAUAAUUGGACAGUAAAAUAAAUUUAACUUCU